Lactuca saligna is the source of this 1128-nucleotide messenger RNA. The record is from the annotation of a GenBank genome assembly. NCBI's taxonomy places the organism in Eukaryota, Viridiplantae, Streptophyta, Magnoliopsida, Asterales, Asteraceae.
AUGGGCAAAACCACGGCUCGGACACGCACCCAUGGAUCAUCGAUCGAUCCUAACCCGCAAAAGGAUACCGCCGGUCCAUCACGCAAAGCAGCCGGUAAACGAAAAAAAAGAGGAGAAGAGGGAAGCGAUCCUUCCCUUACAAAUGCUGAGAUCAAAACCUAUCGCUCCAAUCUUCGGGGUCGCGCAAUCCGGCCGACAAAAUUCUACAAAAAGUCCAUGAAAAAGCUUGGGGUGCAUGAUGGUGUAUACCAUUUGUUCAUAAAACUCGGUUGGCGUGGUUUUCUUCGACUUUGUGACAGAACUUACGAGGAACCCACAAUGGAAUUUCUUAGCACAUAUGCACGAGAUGAUGACACGGAAGUCCUCACAUUCCAGUUGAAAGGGGAGCAUCAUAGACUCACAUACGCAGAGCUUGAUUCUAUCAUGGGUAUAGACGAUCCGUUCCGCAUCAGCCCCCAAAGUCAAGAGUACCAAGAUUUUCUGCGUUGCCCUGAUGCAAACUUCUGGAUGCAAAUUUCCGGUCUCCCAACCUUCAACCCAAGCCGACAGCGAGCCAAGCACAUCGUUCACCCCUGUUGGCGAAUUGCUCACCGAGUCCUUACGACGAGUAUCUUCGGGCGUCUCGAGCCCGGUCAAAUCAACAGAUGUGAGCUAUUUUUCCUCCGAAGCAUGAGGCAUGCACUCUCCCUCAGUUUUUCAGGCUUCUUUUUAGACAAAUGUGACUCCAUACGCCAACGUUCCUCAGGGGAAAUUUUCAUCGGGGGACUUAUCACGAUCAUAGGUCGAGCCGUCGGCCUAGACUUCCCGGAUCCCGAGUACAUACCUGUCGACACCCCACCGAACUUCCUGCUAGAUUGUGACACUCUCAUCCGGAUGGAGAUGUUGCUCGAUCGGGGAACCCGCACGUACAGUUGGUUAGACUCUGACAAAGCCCCGGUUUACAUCCUGCCAAGUUGGAUCGGUUCUUCAUUCGAUACAGGCGACCCCGACACUUGGCUUCCUCCAGAUCAAUUGACCCAAGCAGGUGUAUUCCCAGAAUUCGGUGAUGAUGAGGGUGACGACGCAGAGAACAAGAGGAAGAAGAUGACGAAGAGGACGACGAGAUGCCCGAAGCUGAGACCAUUUUGA